This is a messenger RNA of Liolophura sinensis, 3598 nucleotides long. RefSeq names its product GPI ethanolamine phosphate transferase 1-like. Bases 88 to 2925 code for a protein of 945 amino acids. Gene Ontology annotation, biological process: GPI anchor biosynthetic process. Gene Ontology annotation, molecular function: mannose-ethanolamine phosphotransferase activity. Gene Ontology annotation, cellular component: endoplasmic reticulum membrane. NCBI's taxonomy places the organism in Eukaryota, Metazoa, Mollusca, Polyplacophora, Chitonida, Chitonidae. The record is from RefSeq and is a predicted model, not a curated record. The transcript is spliced from 30 exons.
GAGCCGGUAUGUCAACAACAACAUCUAUACAAUCAGGAAACACGUUUGCUGAAUGUUUUAGCGACGUCUUGAAGAAUACUGACUGCUAUGAUGUGGCUGGUAAUCUGUGGGCUUGCCAUACACCUCGUCUUCUUCUACUCCAUCUUUGACAUUUAUUUCACGUCCCCCCUUGUACAUGGCAUGACACCAUUUACCACCCCAUCUCACCCCCCUGCGAAGCGACUCGUUCUCUUUGUAGCAGAUGGAUUGAGGGCUGACAAAUUUUUUGAGGUUGAUCCAGGUGGUGUUCAUAGAGCACCCUACAUCAGGACAAUCAUUGAAGGCAAGGGGUCCUGGGGCGUAUCACACACGCGGGUACCUACAGAAUCCCGCCCAGGUCACGUUGCUCUAAUCGCGGGCUUCUACGAGGAUGUCAGUGCUGUAGCUAAAGGUUGGAAGGAGAACCCUGUAGAGUUUGACUCUGUGUUUAAUGAGAGUCUGUAUACUUGGUCAUGGGGAAGUCCUGAUAUUCUACCAAUGUUUGCUAAAGGUGCCAGUGGAGGUCAUGUAUAUACUCACUGUUAUGACGCAGAUAAAGAGGACUUCACAGGGGUGGAUUCUCACAAACUGGACAUGUGGGUGUUUGGUAAGGUCAAGGAUUUUUUUCGCCAGGCCAGAGAGAAUACGAGUCUUCUGCAUAAAUUAAAACAGGACAAGAUUGUGUUUUUCUUGCACCUGUUGGGACUGGACACAAAUGGACACUCUAACAAGCCUUAUUCCAGGGAAUACCUGAGCAACAUUAGGGUCGUUGACAAAGGCAUUCAGCAAAUCGAGGAACUGGUGGAGAAUUUUUAUGGGAAUGAUGGGAAGACGGCCUAUGUUCUCUCGGCAGACCAUGGCAUGACGGACUGGGGCUCCCAUGGGGCUGGCGACCCUAGCGAGACCCUGACCCCCCUGGUGGUGUGGGGUGCAGGGUUAAGAGGCGCCCUCCCUAACUCUGACCCCUCCCAUAUUUAUCCUGAUCAUUUCUCCACAGACUGGCAUUUGGAUCAUUUAAGAAGACAUGAUGUACAACAGGCUGAUGUAGCGGCUUUGAUGUCAUCUCUGAUUGGAGUACCUUUCCCUCUCAACUCUGUGGGGAGGCUACCCUUGGAUUUCCUGAAUACAUCUGAUGGUUUCAAAUCAGAGAGCCUCUUCACAAAUGCUCAGCAGAUACUGGCUCAGUUUAAGGUGAAGAUGACUCAGAAGCAGAAGUCUACGUUCAGCUUUACCUUCAGACCUUAUCAAGAACUGUUGGAAUCUAAACAGAUUGAGAAAGUGAGAGAGAUCCGGAGGCUGAUUCAGGCGGGCCAGCACCUUUUAGCAAUUGAGGAAUCCAAAGCUCUCAUGGAGUCCGCUCUGAAGGGAUUGAAUUAUUACCAGACGUAUGACAGGUUCUUCCUGGGGUUCAGCAUUGUGUGUGGAUUUCUGGGCUGGAUGGCUUAUGUGCUCGCUCUGGUCAUAGAGGGGUACUCAGGGGUGUUGAUACACACAGACAAGCUGGACAUGAACAACAUCCCUGCCUGGAGAACUCCACAAGUCACCUUGAUGAUAGGCAUUGCUAUGGCAACUGUCAUCACGAUAGUACUUUUUGUGCAGUCGUCCCCGCUGAGUUACUACAUCUACUGCCUGGCGCCUGUUGUACUGUGGACUUGUGUUCUGUUAAGGGUGAGGAUGUACUACUCGGCUAUACAAUCCAUCCAUCAGUCAGGCAGCUGGGUCCAGGUGCUACUCUGUGUACUGGGGAUAGUUGGGGCCACAGAGCUAGUUGUAUGGAGCUUUUUCCAGCGGGAGUUAUUGAGCAUUGGUCUGGUGACCAUGUCUCUAUGGCUGGUCACAUCUCCCUCAUUCAAAACUUACACAAGCUCCCUGGGGUGGCUAAGUAGCUGCCUCACCCUGGCUGUGUUCCCCCUGCUACCCGUGGUAGGAAAGGAUACAGAUUACAGCUUAGUAUUGUUUGCAGGCUGUUUAUUUGUAUUACUUGGAAUCUUUGCAAUAAAAAGAGUUUCAGGACGAGUGUCCUCAAGUUCCUUUCAGGAAAGUCACACCUCAUCCCCUGAUGGGGAAAAUGGCAGGACUGUCAUUGUAUUGGUUAUCCAGACUCUGUUGUUGGGUAUAUCUACCGCCAUAGUUCGGUCAACAUCAGCAAGCAUGGCUAACAGGAAUGGCCUACCAUUGAUCAAUCAGAUUCUCAGCUGGACAAUUCUAGGCCUGUCCUUAGUUCUGCCCCUGUUCUCCUCCAAUCGUGUCACAGACAGACUAGUCAGUAUAACACUGUCCAUUGCCUCACCCGGCCUUCUACUGAGCAUCAGGCAAGAAGGGUUAUUCCUGUUGGCCUUGACCUGUCUACUUUACUUCUGGGUCAGAAGAGAACAGAACUUAGUCAGGCCAGGUCUCAAGCUGGACAGGUUAGAUUUCCAUGAAGCAGACACUUGUGAGCGUAGACUUCUGGAGUGGGCUGACCUCCGCAGAGCCUACUUCUUUGUAUUCUUAAUUCUAGUAGCUUUUUUUGGAACAGGGAAUAUUGCAAGUAUAAACAGUUUUGAGCCAGCGUCAGUGUACUGUUUUCUCACCACAUUUAAUCCAUUCCUGAUGGGAGCUCUGAUGGUGUGGAAGAAUCUGAUUCCAUUUGUUGUGGUGACCUGUUGGUUCAGAGCCAUCCAUGUCAUCACUAACCUCCCCACCAGAGCAUUCUUCCUCAUCGUUUUUAUUAUCUCAGACAUCUUAGCUUUGCAUUUCUUCUUCUUGGUGCGUGACUAUGGCAGCUGGUUGGACAUCGGGACGAGCAUCAGUCAUUACGUCAUAGUCAUGUCCAUGAUCAUCUUCGUUGUGCUUCUGUUUGGACUUGGCCACGUCUUAACCCUGUGGAGGCUUCCAAGAGGGGUCCACAAACAACAUCCACACUGAUAAUUGCACAGAUGUAAGGUGGAGGCUUCCAAGAGGGGGUCACACUGACACAUGCAUAGUUGUAUAGAGGAGUCUCACAAUAGGACGCCCUCACUGAAAUAACUGAUACAUAAACAAUUGUAAAAUGUUAAGCAGGUAGUUAUUUUUCUACUCACACAAACUUGAAAGUCCUGAAGAGUUAAGAUCUUAUUGAUUGCUUGAAUCAUGAUUAAUUUUAAGUACAGUAUUUCUUUGACUGUGAAAAAGGGAGAAACUAAAUAUGGCAGAAAUUAAGGACAAUAAGUGUAAGAAAAGAUUGUCAUGUGUAAGUGUAGCAGAAUAAGAAAUACCAGUAUGUGUGAGUACCUCUGUCAUGAAAACAUGUUGGUAGAACUAGGUAGAAAUGAAUCCUCAAGAACAGGACCUUGUCUAAGGUACAUCAGAUUCAUUUACAUAUGAACACUUUUUUGUGUGGAAACACAGAGUUAUUGGUGAUAUUAAAGAUAAGUACUGUUUUUAUAUACAAUGUACAUACACUUCUACAUGUGUCCUGUUUUAGAGAAACUUCAGAUUCCUGCAGUGUGAAGUAUUCAUAUGUACAUAUUUUAUUGAUUUGGGAAUAUUUAAGACCUGAAAAAUCAAAGUUUUGUAUAUUGGUAGUAUUGCAUAAAUACAUGUAUUUUAUCAAGUGUUU